AUAUGCGCGCGUUUUCUGAAGAACGAUUUGGCGCGAUCGGUUGUGUUAUGUCUGUGGUCUUGAUCAAGCGCGCGGCGAGGUAUACACUUCAAUACGCGGACGCUUAACAGGGCACGCAAGCUGAAUGUACUGUGCUAGCAAACAGAGCAAACUAUUUCGGUACCAUUCUCGCGUGUGCUGUGUUAAGUUCUAGUAUUCUGCCAAGUGCAAUCGGCAUCGUCUUGUGCAACUUCUACACCGACUUCUUGUGUUUGACCGCCGUGGUUUUACGAUGCCGAAACGUCACGCAAAGGCUGGACUGUCGCAGAACACCCCACCGAAGGUGGACGACAUUGUUUUAGUAAGCUCGGAGAGUGAUGAUGAUUCAUCGCCUGUGCACGUUAUCAGUAGUGAUAGUGACAGCGAUGAUGAGUUCCCCGUUUUCCACCCUGAUGGACGUCUCGAACAGGGAAAGGGAUCUGCAGCCAAAGAAAGAAAAAUUGAAAAGCAAGAGCCCACUGGCCAGGAAGCAACAGCGGGAACAAAUGCACCGCCCGCAGCACGGCUGCCCACUGUAGAUCCACUGUGCGCAAUACACUUGGUUGCACCAACCAUCUAUGGCAAUCAUGGGGCCAUCUAUAAUGUUGUACUCAACCAGACGUGCCUCAAAAUGAAUCGGAACAAAUUUUACAACAUGCAACUUGUGAAGGAUGUGUACGAUGACCACUACUACGUGUGGUUCCGCUGGGGCCGUGUUGGAGAGAAGGGAUUAACAAAUUUGGUUCCCUGUGAGAAUGACAUCCUGAAAGCGCAGUUGCUGUUUGAAGAAAAAUUCUACUUGAAAACUGGCAAUAAGUGGGAAGUAUGGGCCAGUGACAUGAAAUUCACAAAGCAGAAGGGGAAGUAUGACAUGCUCAAAGUGGACUACAGUGGUCCUGAGAACCAAGGAGACAAUAUUGAGAAGCUUUCUAAGGACAUUGCCAAUAAUGCUUCAUCAAGCAAGCUCGAACCCAAUUUAAUGAAACUCAUGUCUCUGAUAUCUGAUGUGAAAGCAAUGAAAGAAAAUGUUGUUUCCAUGCAUUUUAAUGUGGAAAAAGUGCCCUUGGGCAGGCUCACGAAGGAGCAGAUUCUUGCAGGCUAUAAGGCACUGCAUAAAAUUGAAGAUUGCAUUAACAAGAACAGCCCCAAAAAUGAACUUACAGAGGCCUGUAGCGAGUUUUACACCUGCAUUCCUCAUUCAUUUUCGCGAAGGCAAAGACCCAUGUUGAUUUGUACAAAUGAACAGGUACAAGAGAAGCUGAAGCUGCUGGAGGCCUUGGAGGAUGUCCACACAACCUUGGAACUUUAUCGGAAGAAGAUUGAAAUUGAGAGUCAGCAUCCUCUUGAUCGCCUUUACAGAACACUGGAUUGUGGAUUGACUGAACUGGACUGCGCCGACUAUGAUUACAAGAUCAUUCAAAUGUCUAUUGAAAAAACACAUGGAUCAACUCAUGUUGGUUACUGUCUGGAGGUGCAGAAUGUGUUUCGAAUAGAGAAGACAUCCUACAAUGGGAGCUUUGUUUCUGUUGGAAACCACAGAAUGCUGUGGCAUGGCUCACGGAUCUCAAACUUUGCGGGCAUUCUGAGCAGCGGACUGUGCAUUGCACCCCCAGCUGUACCCGUGAAUGGCUACAUGUUUGGCAAAGGUGUCUACUUUGCUGACUGUGUGAGCAAGAGUGCAAACUAUUGUUUCCGGAAGCUAAAGGAAGAAGGGCUGCUGCUGCUUUGUGAGGUAUCCCUUGGAAAAAUCAAGGAAGAAGCACAUGCGAAGUCAUAUGACAUAUUGCCCAAAGGUAUCAACAGUGUAAUGGGCGUCGGCCAGUUCACCCCUGAGAGCGUGGGAGAUUUUCCUAUGUCGAAUGGUGUCAAGAUGGCAUGUGGGAAGCUGGUGAAGAGACCACGUUCAAAUUUGACCCUUUUGUACAAUGAAUACAUUGUGUAUAACACUAACCAGGUGAAGAUGGCGUAUCUUGUCAAGGUGAAAUUUUUAGGACAUGGUGCCAGAAAGUGAAAAUUUUACAGCACGCUUAUUUUCAUGCUGUUUAACUGUGAUAAACCAGUAUACAUUGGACUUUCCAUGCGUGGCUGAAGGAUGAAGCAUAUAAUACUGUAAAUUAGAUGCUUUAUCAUGUGGGACACUUGUUUAGUGUGCCGCUCACUGGCCCCUGCGACCACUCAAAAUUUUCUGACCACUGUUGACACAUAAAACACCGUUCUACGAAGACAGUACAAACUGCCUGUGUCCACUGCUUACCGUAGUAUUUAUGAUAAUUUUGUUGCUGUGUUCAAUUGUGUUGCAUGUUGAUCAAGCUGGUCAUAAGCAUUUUUAUCGAUGACUCCUAGUGCAUGAGGCCUGAAAGUAAGUAUUGCUCAAAAUUUCAUAUGUUCACCCUGAAGUGUCACCAGUUGUUAUUCCACAUUGUUUCAGUGCCAGUCUAUGAAUAAAGAAUGUUCUUUGCAAUGUCUGAACUAAACAAGGCCUUGUGUGGUGGUGCAGUCUGCUGUGAAAAUCUGGAGACUGACUUCCAAUGCAUAUUAGUCUAUAUUUCUAUCAGUGGUUGGCAAUCAGCAG
Rhipicephalus sanguineus (brown dog tick) is the source of this 2590-nucleotide messenger RNA. Its product is annotated as poly [ADP-ribose] polymerase 2. Lineage: Eukaryota; Metazoa; Arthropoda; Arachnida; Ixodida; Ixodidae. The coding region runs from base 272 to 2029 and encodes 585 amino acids. Gene Ontology annotation, molecular function: NAD+ poly-ADP-ribosyltransferase activity. The record is from RefSeq and is a predicted model, not a curated record. The transcript is spliced from 12 exons.